Molecule: messenger RNA, 2301 nt
Organism: Parnassius mnemosyne (clouded apollo)
Lineage: Eukaryota; Metazoa; Arthropoda; Insecta; Lepidoptera; Papilionidae
Source: the annotation of a GenBank genome assembly
AUGGGCAGGGGCGUGCGGAGCAGCGCUCGGCUGAGCGGCGGCGGGUCCGGCGGGUCCGGUGGGUCCGGUGGGUCCGGCGAGUGUGGCAGGGUGGGUGCGGCGCUGCCCCGUGCGGCUGCGGCGCGCAGCUCAGCCGCCGCCGCCGCCGCGCGCGCCGCCGCCGCCCAGCGCCGAGCGCGCGCUGCCGAGCGAGCCCGCGAGGUCGAGGACAGCCCGCAGGUGCUGCGAGAGAAGUGCCGCCGGCUAGCGCGCGCCGUGCGCGAUGCCAAGCACUUAGUGGUGUAUACAGGGGCGGGUAUAAGUACUGCGGCAGAUAUUCCUGACUACCGUGGCCCUCAUGGCGUAUGGACACGUCUGCAACGUGGUGAAACUGUCGGGCGCGUGGAGGUGUCGCACGCGCGGCCCACGCUGACGCACAUGGCGCUGUCGGCGCUGUGGGCGCGCGGCGCGCUCAAGUUCGUGGUGUCGCAGAACUGCGACGGGCUGCACGUGCGCGCCGGCCUGCCGCGGCGCGCGCUGGCCGAGCUGCACGGCGACAUGUUCUGCGAGCGCUGCGCGCGCUGCGGCCGCGUGCUGCUGCGCGCCUUCGACACCACCGAGCGCACGCGGCGCCACGCGCACCUCACGCGCCGCCUGUGCCCCGCCUGCGGCCACGAGCUGCGCGACUCCAUCGUGCACUUCGGCGAGCGCGGCCGCGCCGCCUGGCCGCUCAACUGGGCCGGCGCGCUGCGCCACGCGGCCGCCGCGGACGUCGUGCUGUGCCUCGGCUCCAGCCUCAAGGUGCUGCGGCGCUACCCGCGGCUGUGGCAGAUGCAGCGCGCGCCGCACGCGCGGCCGGCGCUGUACAUCGUGAACCUGCAGUGGACGCCCAAGGACGCGGCGGCCGCGCUCAAGAUCAACGCGCGCUGCGACGCCGUGAUGGCGGCCGUGGCGCGCCGCCUGCGCCUGCGCGUGCCGCGCUACGCCACGCGCCGCGACCCGCUGCUGGCGCACGCCGUGCCGCUGGCGCCCGCCGAGCGCCACACGGCGCGCGCGCCGCCGCUGCCGCCGCCCUCGCCCGAGCCGCCCGACUCGGACGACGAGCGCUACUACUCGCUGGGCGAGCCGUCCGACUCGGACCCGGACGACCCGGACGACGAGCUGCCGCUGCGCCACCUCGCGGACCGUCUGCGAGCGCCGCCGCCGCCGCCGGACCUCACGCGCAACCACUUCAAGGCCUUCCAGGUGAGCAUGCGGUCGUGCGAGGCAACCAUCUUGCUUCGUGCUGAGCAUGCGCCCUCCGAGCUGCCGCCGCCCGAGCCUCCACCUUUUCGCUCCAACUCUGUCUCCCCCUUAACUGAUAAGUGUCCUUUAGUUCCCUCUUCCGCCAUUUCUUUCGUUCAGCGCCCCGCUCCUAUCAGUGAUCUCCGCCGCUUCCGCAUCCAGCGGCCACUCGCCUCCAACGGUCAGUUGGUGUGCGGGCCAGUAUUCGCCCCCGAAAUAAUCUCAAACGCCUUUGAGUAUCCGCCUACCGUAAAACAAGAGAAGAACGAGAUCAAUGGCAACGGGGUUUGGCCUUGCAGCUCGAAAUUGCGACAGCUGCUCGAGUUGAAUCCUAAAGACGAGGACGUAAAGAGUGAAAUUGAUCACAGGAGUGGUGCGAUCAAGAUUGAGUUGAACGGUGUGACGAGGGGCGAAUUCGGUGCGGAUAAGAAGUGUAAAGUGAAGUUGCCCGUCGAGGGCUGGAGGGAUUGCAGUGAUUUAAAAGUGGAAUCGAAAGUGUCGUGCAAAAGUGUAGUGCCGUACUCGUCGCAAGCGUUCAGUAUAGAUAGGAGGUGUAAAGUGCAGUUGCCCGUCACCAACGGGAGAGAUUGUAGUGAAUUGAAAAGUGAAAUUGAAGGGUCUUGUAGAAGUAUGGUGCCGGGGGAGCAGGAGGUGCGGGAGGUGCGGGAGGCGCGGGAGGCGCGGGAGGCGCGGGAGGCGGCGCGGGACGCGCGGGAGGCGCGCGAGUGCGAGGCGCUGGCGGCCGCGUUCACGCGGCGCGCGGUGCUGGCGUGCCGCGCGGGGCUGUACCCGGGCCUGCACACCAUCCUGGCGGGCGCGUGCGCCUGGUGCGCCUGGUGCGCGCGGCACUACGGCGCGCGCCGCUGCCUGUGGUACGGGCCGCCGCCCGAGCCCGCCGCGCCGCGCGUGUACCGCGUGGUGCGCGGCCGCCGCUACCUGUGCGCCUGCUGCCCCGACGCCUCCGCCGCGCCGCUCGCCGACGACGCGGGCUGGUACGGCAAGGGCUACCGCAAGGGACGGCGCCGACGGAAGCCGUGA